AUGACUACCAGGGGCAAAAAAGGGAUUUUCAAACCAAAACCUCCUAAAGCUUUAUUUUCUUCCAAAUAUCCAGUACUUGUAGGAUUACUUGCUUCGACAGAAUACUUUGUUCCUACUUCAGUUGCUCAGGCUAAGAGACAUCCAAAAUGGCUCAACUCAUUAGUUACAGAAUGUACAACUCUCAAAAAUGCUGGCACUUGGACUCUUGAGCCACCACAUCCAUCACAAAACUUAGUGGGAUGUAAAUGGGUCUUCAAAAUCAAACACAAUACUGAUGGCACUAUAGAGAGAUUGAAAUCUAGACUUGUUGCAAAGGGUUAUCAUCAACAAGAGGGGAUAAACUAUGAAGAAACUUUCAGCCCAGUUGCAAAGCCUACUACUAUCAGAUUAACUUUGGCUCUUGCUGUUCACAACAACUGUCCAGUUAAAAAAACUUGA
Molecule: messenger RNA, 438 nt
Organism: Papaver somniferum (opium poppy)
Lineage: Eukaryota; Viridiplantae; Streptophyta; Magnoliopsida; Ranunculales; Papaveraceae
Exons: 1
Coding region: 1-438 (145 amino acids)
Source: RefSeq, a predicted model, not a curated record